Molecule: messenger RNA, 2748 nt
Organism: Heterobasidion irregulare TC 32-1
Lineage: Eukaryota; Fungi; Basidiomycota; Agaricomycetes; Russulales; Bondarzewiaceae
Exons: 16
Coding region: 1-2748 (915 amino acids)
Biological process (GO): mitotic recombination; mismatch repair
Cellular component (GO): nucleus
Molecular function (GO): mismatched DNA binding; ATP binding; ATP-dependent DNA damage sensor activity
Source: RefSeq, a predicted model, not a curated record
AUGUUCGGUCUUCCGUCAUCCAAGAAAGGGAAGAAGAAGGCCGGGCCAGCUAAACGCACCAGGGCGGUAGAGGAGAUUGGUCCAAGAGGUCUCCCUUACACUGCGUUAGAGCAGCAGGUUCGACGGCUUAAGGAGAAGCAUCCAGGGGUGCUUCUCAUGAUUGAGGUUGGCUACAAGUACAAAUUCUUCGGCGAAGAUGCCCAAAUCGCUUCAAAAGAAUUGAGUAUUGUAUGCUAUCCCGACCAUAACUACCUAGUCGCGUCAGUUCCUGACCACCGCCGAGAUAUACAUCUCAAAAAGCUUCUAUCGAGAGGGCAUAAGGUUGGCAUUAUUGAGCAGACCGAGACUGCCGCAUUGAAAAAAGCGAGCGACAACCGCAAUGCUCCCUUUGAGCGAGAACUAACCCAUCUCUACACAGCUACUACAUAUGUCGAUGAGAUAGACUCCGUAGAUGAUGUGGACAAGUCCACCGCUCCUCUUUUAAUGUGUUUGGUGGAAGAAUCCCGUGGGGGUAUGGGCGCUGACGAGAAAGUCUGCAUAGGCAUGAUUGUCAUUUGCCCCAGUACCGGCGAUGUCGUCCAUGAUGAGUUCAUUGAAGUCGAAUUGAGCGAGUCAUAUCAGACGCGGAUGGUACACCUGAAGCCUGCCGAACUUCUGCUGCCUUCCAAGAAAAUGAGCAGCCCGACCGAGCGCAUGCUUAACCAUUUUGUUCACAGGAAUGGGACGGGUGGUAAUACAAUUCGAGUAGAAAGAUACAAACACCCAAUGUCCUACACUGAUGCUUUCAAGUACGUGUCCGAUUUCUACGCCCGAAAGCUAGAGUCAGGAGUAGCCUCUCAAACUGUGGCCUCCGGUACGCCGUUUCCUUCUUCAACUUGUUUUCUAGGAAAACUCAUGGCGGGCAUCACAGACUUUCCUCGCCAAGUCGUUGUUGCGCUUGCAGAGUGCAUCAAAUAUCUUUCUGCAUUUAACAUCACAGACGCCCUAUUGGCCACUGAAUUUUACAGCACAUUUACGACCCGGACACACAUGCUAUUGAAUGGAAAUACCCUCACGAACUUGGAAAUAUACCGCAACGAAACAGAUUUUACCAUCAAAGGCUCUUUGAUGUGGGUUUUGGAUCACACGACAACGAAAUUUGGAUCUAGACUCCUGCGAGAUUGGGUCGGAAAGCCGUUGGUGGACAGGAGUGCAUUGCAAGAACGAAUAGAUGCCGUAGAAGAAAUCAUUGAGAGCCCAUCCAUGAAGCUGGUUCAACUGCGACAAGUCCUGAAAGGAUUGCCUGACCUAGCGAAAGGUCUGUGUCGUAUCCAAUACGGCAAAUGCACUCCAAAAGAGCUGUCCGUUCUACUCCCGGCCUUGAACAAGGUCGCUGUUGCGUUUCAUGCGGUAGAUAGCCCAGCGGACGUUGGCUUCAAUUCACCGAUUUUAAAUGAAAUCAUGGCGGCGCUGCCUCGGCUGAGAGAACCUGUUCAACGCCUCAUAGGCGAAAUAAACCUGAAACGUGCGGCUGAGGGCAACAAGGCAUUAAUGUGGACUGAUUGCGAAAAAUAUCCCUCUGUCUCAAAUGCUGACAUGGGUAUCCAGGCUAUAGAAAUGGAUAUAGCGGAGGAAUUGAAGUCGAUCAGAAGGGUGCUUAGAAAGCCACGCAUCGAGUGGACGACUGUCAAAGGUGAUGAGUAUCUGAUCGAACUACCUACUGAAGAGCAUGCAAAAGCUCCAGAGAACUGGCAGGUUUUCUCUUCCACGAAGAAAGUCCGUCGAUAUCGUUCGCCAAUUAUUAAUGCCAAGCUUCAGGAACUUGCGCAGUUACAAGAGUUGCUUGAAGACGCAGCCAAGCAGGCCUUUGCCUCUUUUCUUGAAGACAUUUCACAAAAUUAUUAUGCCUUGCUGCGCGAUGCAGUCAACAAGCUUGCCGUCGCUGACUGUCUUCUUAGUCUAGCGCUCGUAUCCGUCAAAGGCGAUUAUGUCAAGCCCCAGUUCAAUGAUGAUGAAGACGUCUUAGAGAUCAUAGACGGUCGUCACCCCAUGAUCGAAGCGAUGCGAUCGGACCCCUUCAUUCCCAACACUGUCACAAUGGGUGCCGACAAGCCCAGGAGCAAGAUUAUUACUGGGCCCAAUAUGGGAGGAAAAAGUUCGUCCGUAAGGAUGAUUGCCCUCAUCACAAUCAUGGCACAGAUUGGAUCUCAUGUCCCGGCCAAAUCAGUCAAAAUGAGCAUGAUAGACGGGAUCCUUACAAGAAUGGGCGCGUCAGACGAGCUUGCUAGAGGACGAUCUACAUUUAUGGUCGAAAUGUCUGAGACGAGCGACAUUCUCCUCCAUACAACCGCUAAGAGUCUGGUUAUUCUCGAUGAGCUAGGCAGAGGAACUUCAACUUUUGAUGGGAUGGCCAUUGCCCAAGCCGUCUUGCAGCAUCUCGUUCAGAUGAAGAGAUGCAAGACUUUGUUCAUCACACAUUAUCCACUAGUGGCAACAGAACUUGAGCGACGAUUCCCAGGCGACUUGGAGAAUCUGCACAUGGGAUUUUCUGAGGAGACGAGAGCCAAUAAUGUCAGGGAGAUUACCUUUCUGUACCGGCUUACAGCUGGUUUAGCGACAGAGUCCUUUGGUAUCGAAUGCGGACGAUUAGCGGGUCUCUCAGAAAACAUACUAGAGGCCGCAGACGUCCAUGCGAACAAAUUACGUCUGCAGGUGGAAGAGCGACAUAAACGCAAUAAGUCGGGCAAUCCUUCACCUUCAUCUGCAUAA